AAGCGGGUGUGUUGCGGACCGACGUUAAAAUUUCGAGCCAAAAACUACUUAAUGUAUUUUCUGCCGCGUUGAAUUAAAAGUGGUUGUGUGCUUCGUUGCAACGGCGGAAAGUAAUAAAAGCUCGGCUCGCAUGCAAUUUUCAUUAGUGGGAAAAUUGUUUGAUAUUUAAGAGUCACCAACCGAGGAACGGUAGACGGACACACAGACAGACAGACACACAAACAUUCCACAUUCCUAAUAAUAUAUAAAUAUAUAUAUAUAUAAAGAUAUAUAUAUAUAUAUAAAAGUAGAAUCGAAACAAGGAGCAAAACGACCAAAAUGUGGCGGCAGUCAACGAUGCUGGCCGCGUUACUAGUGGCUGCCAUUUUGGGCAGUGCAUGUGCAACGACAAGACCCAACUCCCCACCAAGAAUCACCAAACAACCGGCACCCGGGGAACUUCUCUUCAAAGUGGCACAACAAAGUAAGGAGAGUGACAAUCCAUUCAUUAUUGAAUGUGAAGCCGAUGGACAACCAGAGCCAGAAUACAACUGGAUCAAGAACGGCAAGAAGUUCGACUGGCAGGCGUAUGACAAUCGUAUGCUCCGGCAACCUGGUCGAGGUACUCUGGUGAUCACCUCGCCAAAGGAUGAGGAUCGGGGUCACUACCAGUGCUUUGCAUCUAAUGAAUUUGGCACAGCCACCUCGAACUCGGUGUAUGUGCGUAAGGCAGAGUUGAAUGCUUUCAAGGAUGAGCAGCCCAAGACACUGGAGGCCACCGAGGGUGAGCCCUUCAUGCUGAAGUGUGCGGCACCCGAUGGUUUCCCCAAUCCCACAGUCAACUGGAUGAUCCAGGAGUCGGUGGACGCUAGCAUCAAGUCGAUUAACAAUUCCCGCAUGACCCUAGAUCCCGAGGGUAACCUGUGGUUCUCCAAUGUGACCCGUGAGGAUGCCAGUGCUGAUUUCUACUAUGCCUGUUCGGCCACCUCUGUCUUCAGGAGUGAAUACAAGAUCGGCAACAAGGUCCUGCUCGAUGUGAAGCAAAUGGGCGUGAGUGCGUCCCAGAAUAAGCAUGCCCCGGUGCGUCAAUAUGUGUCCCGUCGUCAGUCCUUGGCCCUGCGUGGCAAGCGAAUGGAAUUGUUCUGUAUCUAUGGUGGAACACCUCUGCCCCAGACUGUGUGGAGCAAGAAUGGUCAGCGGAUACAGUGGAGCGAUCGGAUAACACAGGGACACUAUGGCAAAUCUUUGAUCAUCCGUCAGACGAACUUUGAUGAUGCUGGCACCUACACUUGCGAUGUGUCCAACGGUGUUGGCAAUGCCCAAUCCUUCUCCAUUAUUCUGGAUGUCAACUCUGUCCCAUACUUCACCAAGGAACCGGAAUUCAACACAGCCGCUGAGGAUGAGGAGGUGACCUUUGAGUGUCGUGCCGCUGGUGUACCCGAACCAAAGAUCAGUUGGAUUCACAACGGCAAACCCAUUGAGCAGAGUCCCCCGAAUCCCAGGAGAACAGUCACGGAUAAUACCAUCAGGAUCAUUAAUUUGGUGAAGGGAGAUACUGGCAAUUACGGUUGUAACGCCACCAAUUCUUUGGGUUAUGUUUACAAGGAUGUCUACCUCAAUGUCCAGGCCCUGCCGCCAACAAUCACGGAUCCGCCAACGGCAAUGUCCAGCGUGGAUGGUCGUAACAUCACUAUGAAGUGUCGCGUUGAGGGUGCUCCCAAGCCCCUGGUCAAGUGGCUGAGGAACACGAAUUGGCUGACCGGUGGUCGGUACAAUGUCCAGGCUAAUGGUGAUUUGGAAAUCCAGGAUGUAACCUUCUCAGAUGCCGGCGAAUACACUUGUUAUGCGGAGAAUAAGUUUGGUAAUAAAUCGGCCCAGGGUUCGCUGGUGGUCAAGGAGCGUACACGAAUCACGCAGGAGCCACAGAACUAUGAGGUAGCCGCCGGACAGUCGGCCACAUUCCGCUGUAACGAGGCCCACGAUGACACACUGGAGAUCGAGAUCGAUUGGUGGAAGGAUGGCCAGCCCAUUGACUUUGAAGCUCAGCCCAGGUUCGUGAAGACCAAUGACAAUUCCCUGACCAUUGCCAAGACCAUGGAGUUGGAUUCCGGAGAGUAUACGUGCGUGGCCAGGACUAGGCUGGAUGAGGCAACGGCCAAGGCUAAUCUGAUUGUACAGGACGUUCCCAAUGCCCCCAAACUGAUGGGCAUCACCUGUCAGGCCGACAAAGCAGAGAUCCUGUGGGAGCCCCAGGGAGACAACCGUUCGCCUAUCCUCCAUUACACCAUUCAGUUUAAUACCUCGUUUACGCCCGCCUCCUGGGACUCUGCCUAUGAGAAGGUGCCCAACACGGACUUCUCCUUCGUUGUCCAAAUGUCACCCUGGGCGAACUAUACCUUCCGCGUGAUUGCCUUCAACAAAAUUGGAGCCUCGCCUCCAUCGGCGCACAGCGAGAGCUGUACCACCCAGCCGGAUGUGCCCUUCAAGAACCCCGAGAAUGUCGUUGGCCAGGGCAGUGAGCCUACCAACCUGGUGAUCUCAUGGACACCGAUGCCGGAAAUUGAGCAUAAUGCACCCAACUUCCACUAUCGUGUCAGCUGGAAGCGUGAUAUUCCAGCAGCGCCAUGGGAGAACAAUAACAUCUAUGAUUGGCGACAGAACAACAUUGUCAUUGCCGACCAACCCACGUUUGUAAAGUAUCUGAUCAAGGUGGUGGCCAUCAACGACAAGGGUGAGUCCAAUGUGGCCGCCGAGGAGGUUAUUGGUUAUUCCGGCGAAGAUCGUCCCCUGGAUGCUCCCACCAACUUCACAAUGAGGCAAAUUACAUCGGCAACCAGCGGCUAUAUGGCCUGGACACCAGUGAGCGAGGAAUCGGUAAGAGGACACUUCAAGGGCUACAAGAUCCAGACAUGGACGGAAAAUGAGGGAGAGGAGGGCCUGCGUGAGAUCCAUGUUAAGGGUGAUACCCACAAUGCCCUGGUCACACAAUUCAAGCCCGAUGCCAAGAACUUUGCUCGUAUUUUGGCCUACAACGGACGCUUCAAUGGACCACCGAGUGCUGUCAUCGAUUUUGAUACGCCCGAGGGUGUACCGUCGCCGGUUCAGAGUCUGGAUGCCUAUCCCAUUGGCUCCUCCGCCUUCUGGCUCACCUGGAAGAAGCCCCUCUAUCCGAAUGGCAAGCUCACCGGUUACAAGAUCUACUACGAGGAGGUACGCUCCAGCUAUGUGGGCGAGCGACGUGAAUACGAUCCACACAUCACCGAUCCCAGGAUCACACGAAUGAAGAUGGCCGGCCUGAAGCCUGAGACUAACUACCGAAUCUCCAUCACGGCUACCACGAAAAUGGGCGAAGGAUCAGAGCACUAUAUCGAGAAGAAAACGCUGGCGGAUAUGUCGAGUGUGGCUCCCGGCACGCCCACAUUCUCCUGGGAACAGGUUCCAUCUGAGAACGGAUUGGCCAAGUUCCGCAUCAAUUGGCAACCAAGCACUGAAGGUCACACCGGUACCCACUUCUUCACCAAAUACAGGAUCAAGGGUGAAACGCAAUGGGUGCGAACGCCAGAGGAGAAGAACAACGACUACCAGGAGGUGAAGGGUUUGGAUCCGGAGACCGCCUACGAAUUCCGUGUAGUCUCCGUCGAUGGUCAUUUCAACACGGAGAGUGCCACACAGGAGGUGGACACGAACACUGUGGAGGGACCAAUAAUGGUGCCCAAUGAGACGGUGGCCAAUGCUGGUUGGUUCAUUGGCAUGAUGCUGGCCCUGGCCUUUAUCAUCCUGCUGUUCAUCAUCAUUUGCAUUGUCCGACGCAAUCGGGGCGGCAAGUACGACGUCCACGAUCGGGAGCUGGCCAACGGUCGGCGAGAUUAUCCCGACGAGGGCGGUUUCCACGAGUACUCGCAACCCUUGGAUAACAAGAGCGCUGGUCGCCAAUCCGUGAGUUCAGCGAACAAGCCCGGCGUGGAAAGUGACACCGAUUCGAUGGCCGAAUACGGCGAUGGUGACACAGGCAUGAACGAAGAUGGAUCCUUUAUUGGCCAAUAUGGACGCAAAGGACUCUGAUUUAAUUUGUAAGCAACGCGCCGCCGCACCAACAACAACAACAUAAACUCAAAAUAUCGAAACCGAGCCCAUAAAAAAGAAAUCAACAGCAAUAAAAAUAAAAAACCACAAAAACCCAUCACAGAAGAACGGGAAAUAAUAAUGCAAGAUAAAGUACCAAGCGAACAAUUGGUAAACCGAUAAUCAAGUGCAAACCGACCUUAAAAUUGACCAAAUAUAUAACAGGACGGUUUAUACAAUAUGACUAUUAAAAUUAACAAAUGUAUGUGUAAAAACAGAAGAGAAAACAAAAACAGAAGCAAAUGACAACUGCCAAAACAAAAUAAUCAACAACGAUGAUGCAGCAAAAAGGCUAUAAACAAAUGCGAAGAAAUGAAGAGAGAGAAGAGAAAGCAAAUCGAAAAAAGAAUGAUGAAAAUGCAUGCGAAUUAGAAGAAUGCAAAAAAUAUUACUACUUUUAUAUGAAAAAUUUCGAGCAGCUGCGUAUAAUUUUAUGUUUUUUUAAUGUCAAAAUUAAGUAAUUGAGGCAAUUUUUCUGGAAAGCGAAGCUCGCUUUAAAAAUCUCCCAUUUGUAUACCUGUCCCAUUCUGUCUCAUGCACUGUAUAUCUCUGUCCCGCUCUCUUGCUCUCUACCUUUUUUUUUAAAUGUAUUGCAUAUAUAUCUAUUAAUAUAAAGCCUAAAUAAGUUAUAUAAUUUAAUCAUUUUUGUAUGAAACAAAUGAAACUCGAAUGUAAAAUCUCCGUUUAGUUUCGCCGAAAAUCGAAAAUCAACAAAUGUAUUUUUUUUAUCCUACAUGUUUUCUAUUUUUAUUUAAAAAUUUACUAUGCAUAUUUUGUUU
Drosophila serrata is the source of this 4880-nucleotide messenger RNA. RefSeq names its product Neuroglian (gene Nrg). NCBI's taxonomy places the organism in Eukaryota, Metazoa, Arthropoda, Insecta, Diptera, Drosophilidae. Gene Ontology annotation, molecular function: protein binding. Gene Ontology annotation, biological process: cell-cell adhesion. The record is from RefSeq and is a predicted model, not a curated record.